UCAGACAAGGAAAGGUCGAAAUAACUCAGGAACUUGGAACGUAAAUCAGAGUAGAUUCGGAACCAAAGUUUGUUAGGGAUUGUUCAGUGACAAAACACAGUUACAUUGGAUAGGUGUAACAGGUUGACUUAGAACAGUAUAACGGGAUUAUCAUUAAGAUUUCAUAUAUUGUUAAAUUAUAGCGGUGACAUUUAAACCCAGUUGACACGAUGAACCCAGUAACUUUGUAUCCUCUGACGGAAAAAGGUUCCCGAAAACCCAAGUGCGCCCGAUGCAGGAACCAUGGAAUGGUGUCCUGGCUUAAGGGUCAUAAACGUCAUUGUAAAUUCAAGGACUGCGCAUGUCAGAAAUGUAACUUGAUUGCCGAACGUCAACGUAUAAUGGCGGCACAGGUUGCACUGAAACGUCAGCAGGCAGCUGAAGACGCCAUCGCGUUAGGGCUCCGGGCAUGCGCUCAGGACCACAUACAUCCUGUGAUGACGUCGGGUCCACUGUGGGGGCCGGGCACAGUGUCCCCACCCCAAGGUGACAAGGACGACCGAGAAGAUGAUGACGAUUCUAUAGACAACGCUCCGAAGAUAACCGAUGACAGUAGCGAAGAUGACCGAGUGGAAGCCUCUUCACCCGAGUCUGUUAACGACGUUACGGAUUUAUCCGAACGACCGAAACCUUAUUCACCGUACACAUCACUUACACGGACACGUGACCUGCCUUCUACAACUCCGUACCUUCCAGGUCACCUCAACAACCUCGAGAUUCUGGAGCGCGUGUUUCCCUUCCAGCGGAAGUCUGUAUUGGAGCUCGUGCUUCAAGGAUGUAACGGUGACCUUGUCAAAGCCAUAGAACAAUUUCUGUCCACACAAGAUAAUUUAAUGGCCCAGCAGACGACACCCCGCCUGAAACAGGACUUCCGGUCUCAUCCAUACUUUGGACAAUUACCCAUUCAUACCAUAAAGUCACUCAACGGUAAGCUGCCUAAUGGCAGCAGUAUGCGUUCAGCAUUCUCUCCUUUCUCGUCUCCCGCUCCCAUGGCACAUUCGGGUCUCCACUCAGCGUUUACGUCACACGUUAAUACCUUGUCAUGUGAUGCACUCAGAGCACAAAUGUUUCCUAGUGGCAUGCGUUCAAGUGAUGUACUUCCACCUCCAUCACAGUUUCCGUAUCCUAGUUUUUCGCAGUUGACUUCCGGUCCAAUGCCUGGGUUUAUGAGUAGUCCUUUCUCCCUUUAUCCUUACAGAACAGGACUCACAGACAUGAACUGUUUUAGGAAAGCAACCGAAAAGACAUCGGAGCGAGCAGCUCUUCAAGAAAACAAUCAAAACGUGGAGAACUGGGAUGAAAGUGCGAAGGAGCGUGACGUUGAAUAAAACCGGAAGUGAAAAAAACUGGUGGUUAAUGCUCUACAGAUAUUAAGUAUAGACAAACACUCUUUGAUGUCCAAUUUUCGUUUGCGAUUGUCAAACAUACAUCUUUUUGAUGUAAACUUUUAUUUAAAUAGUAAUUUAUUCAUCUUUUUGGGGGUGGGUUGGGGGUGGGGGGAUCUAAAACAUUACCUUGGGUUAGAUGUUUCUUACUGAUAUGUAUUUUUAACAUGCGCAUGCAGCAUAUGAAAACACAGUUAUAAAAGAAAAUACAAAAAACUUUAAAAACUUGAAUUAGAUAUAAGGUAGGUAAUCAAUUUGUAUACGUAAGGCAACAUCAAUCUUCAUUUAAUGUCUCAUUAGUAGUUUAUAUGUAAGUCCCGUUUACAUCACGUGAUGAGUGAAUGAGCGAAAGUUGUAACAUUUUCUUGUGUGAUGACUGUAUGGAAAUCGGAAGUACUGCAUUAUGAGCUUAUUUAAUGUUCAUCGUUCAUUGAUAUAGAAAUAUACCUGUUGUGCUAGUGUUGAUUUGUGAAUCAAUCCCAUGUACAUGACUUACCUCAUUAUGUAAUGCCUAUUAUGUGAUUAAAUGUCGUUCAA
Mizuhopecten yessoensis (Yesso scallop) is the source of this 1961-nucleotide messenger RNA. RefSeq names its product doublesex and mab-3 related transcription factor 3, truncated-like. Gene Ontology annotation, cellular component: nucleus. Gene Ontology annotation, molecular function: RNA polymerase II cis-regulatory region sequence-specific DNA binding; protein binding; DNA-binding transcription factor activity, RNA polymerase II-specific. Lineage: Eukaryota; Metazoa; Mollusca; Bivalvia; Pectinida; Pectinidae. Bases 210 to 1367 code for a protein of 385 amino acids. The transcript is spliced from 2 exons. Gene Ontology annotation, biological process: regulation of transcription by RNA polymerase II; sex differentiation. The record is from RefSeq and is a predicted model, not a curated record.